Molecule: messenger RNA, 1842 nt
Organism: Mya arenaria
Lineage: Eukaryota; Metazoa; Mollusca; Bivalvia; Myida; Myidae
Exons: 1
Coding region: 1-1842 (613 amino acids)
Biological process (GO): DNA replication
Molecular function (GO): DNA-directed DNA polymerase activity; nucleotide binding; DNA binding
Source: RefSeq, a predicted model, not a curated record
AUGAAGCUUGCUGCCCUGCCAAAGACGUUUGGCUUAACAGAGAUGAAAAAGGGUUGGUUUCCUCACUUAUGCAACACUAGGGAAAACCAGACUUAUAUUGGACCGUACCCAGACGCUAAAUAUUACGGAUAUGAUUUCAUGAGUGCCAGAGAACGAGAAGAAUUGUUGGCUUGGCUCGAUUCUAAGAAAGAAGAGACCUUUGACUUCCGAAAAGAAAUGCUUGAGUAUUGUCGUAGUGACGUUGAUAUUUUAAGAAAAGCUUGUUUAACCUUAAAAGAUUUGUUGAAAACCGCCACGCAGACUUCUGCCUUAUUAACGAAAAAGAAAAAGGGCAAGAUUGUUAAAGAGAUGUGUCCCGUCUCUGUUGACCCCUUUAACUAUUCAACCAUCGCUUCCGUUUGUAUGGGUAUCUUCAAAACCAAGUUUUUUGAAGAAGAAUGGGAGGUCAAAAUCAAUGACGCCAAAGAGUGGACACCUGCCCGAUACAUUGACGGUAACUUAGAAAUUCUGAAGAACGAUACUUGGAUUAAAGAAGGGCAUCUAGAAGACGACAUUAUCAAAACUAAACGGUUUAUAAAAUCUCCUAUUGCUCAAAUUCCGUCUGUCAGAAAAGACAGUUUCAGUCGGAUGUCUCUACAGUGGCUGGAGUUGAUGUCCAAACAAGAUGGUAUCACUAUUCAACACGCUCUCAAUGGCGGAGAAAAGACAUUACCGGGAACACGGUACAAAUUGGAUGGCUACUGUGCCGAAACCAAUACGGCUUACGAGUACCACGGUUGUGUCUUUCAUGGUUGUCCCGUCUGUUACGCAGAGGACACAAUUCACCCAUUAACUAGCCGGUCAAUGCGAGAACUCUACGUCAGAAGCAAAAAAAAGACGUAUAUUGAGCGUCUAGGAAUGACCUACAAAUGUAUUUGGGAACAUGAAUUUCAAAAUCAACUCCAUUCUGAUCCGAAACUUCAACAAUAUGUGACCUCUUUGGACUUUACUGACCGACUGGAUCCCCGAGAUAGUUUCUUUGGUGGUAGAACCAAUGCCAGUCGGCUUUACUAUAAAACUACAGGUGAUGAACAAAUCAAGUACAUCGAUUUUACUUCACUCUAUCCGUGGGUCAAUAAAUACUGUCAAUACCCUGUAGGACACCCUGAAAUAGUAACAUCAAAUUUCAAAACAAUCAGUGACUACUUUGGUAUUGCCAAAGUAAAAAUACUACCGCCUAGAGGACUCUAUCACCCAGUACUUCCUUACCGUUCAAAUGGAAAACUCAAGUUCCCACUAUGUAAAACAUGCGCCGAUACAGAAAACCAAAAUGAUUGCAUCUGUUCGAAAGAUGAAAGGGCGAUAAUUGGAACCUGGUGUACACCGGAACUUCAAACGGCUGUACAGCAAGGAUACACAAUCAUUCAAAUCUACGAAGUGUACCAUUGGUCUGACACGACAAAAUACAAUCCCUCUACACAAGAGGGGGGUCUGUUUGCCAAGUACAUCAACACCUUUCUCAAGUUCAAACAGGAGGCAAGCGGCCCUCCCGACUGGAUCAAAACUGAGGAGGAUGUCCUCAAAUAUAUCAAUGACUACUUUCAAAAGGAAGGCGUCUCGCUACAGAGUGAUAUGAUCCUUAAAAAUCCCGGAUUGAGGGCGUUGGCCAAGUUGUGCCUCAAUAGUUUCUGGGGUAAAUUCGGACAACGUCUUAACAUGCGACAAACACAGUUUUUCCACCAGUCGGAAGUGGACAAGUUUUUUCAAAUAUUCACUGAUCCUAUGAAACAACCGCAAACUUUCACAUCGUCGCUGAAGACACACUUCAAAUGGAAUGGACGUACAAAAGACUGUCUCCUGUGA